AUGGCGGGAAGAGCAGAAGAUAUGUGUUCCUCUUGCUUCGAGAACACGAAAUAUACGUGUCUGAGGUGUAAGAAUUACUUUUGUAUGCGGUGUUCCGUAUUUGAAAAUGAUGAAAGUGUAGCGGGUUGGAAAGCAGGCAGUUCGGUAGCGUACUGCGAGUCAUGUUUUCGAGAGAAAAUGAUUCUUGAAGAAACCGAAGGCAAUGAUCACGAGGAGACCAGUGUGGGUCAGAAAAGCCAAGAGUCAAGCUUGAAUGUUAAGUCCACAAAGCCGCCCGCUAUGAAAAGGUAUGCUUCUCAGGUCAUUCUGAUAUUAUUUCUCUGAAAAGCCCCGAGGGGACGUGAAUUAAGUAAAGUACGUAAGCUUAAGUAUUGAUAAUGUCCCUUCUUUUGUUCUAAACGGGCUACACACUCAAAUUAAAUUUGCUUGUUUGGUCAGUUUGAGCUAAUAAGCAAAUGCUAAGGUUUGCCAUGGAUAUCUCGGUCCUAAACUUUUUUUGUUUACUUUUUUACUGAAAGGUCAUGAGAAAAGACAUUUUUAAAGAAAAACAUGUGAUCGUUUCAGUUAACAUCAUUAUAUUCAUAAUUUCCUCUGCGGAGAUUGUAGGAAGUUUCAAAUAGUAAAAUUUGGUUGUCUAAUUUUCACCAACCCAGGUUAUGAAACAUAAUUAUAAUAAGCUGAUGAAGCUAAUAUCUAGAUUUGAAUGUUUGUCCUAUAGCAAAAACAUUGACACAAAUGAGGAUGAAGAUGAUGUUACAAGUGAAGAGGGUGAUGACAAUGAAGAUGUGGACAAAGCUUUGUCACUAUUUGUAAAGAAAGGAAAGGCCAGGAAGGGCAAAAGACCUGGGCGAAGACCUCGAUGGUGCCCGAAAGUUCUUGAUGAUUUCAUUGACAUUGUUGUUAACAGCAAUGAGUUUAAAACCAAACUGAUUUUUACGAACACCAAGAAUCAGAGAAAUAGUCCAAUUUAUGCCAAAAUCUUGGAUGAGCUGAAAGGCAGGGCAUCAGCAAGAGGUGACAAGUUCAACAUGUCAAUUGCCCAGCUGAGGACCAAGUUCAAAAAGUGUGUCAGCCAGUGUAAACAAGCUGCACUAACUCAGAAAACUGCAACAGGAAUAAAGAGGUACCAGGAAGACCAUGGGUUUGGAAGCUGGUUCAAUGCCUUGUUUGCAGUGGUUAAAACGAGGGAUUCCUGUCAGCCUGAACGUGCUUUAGAGCCAUCAUCAUCGUCCUCUCCAUGUACCCCUGGAAGUUCUCAUGAUGACCACCCUUCUGAUAAUGCUGGGGACGAAGAUGCCCUGUAUAUACCAAAAAGGUCUGCAAAGAAGGAGAAAUUUGCUAAAGAUAAACUUGACAACACCCAAGUGAUGAAACUCAUCACUGAAGUUGUCAGAAAUGACCCCACAAAAGAGAUGAUCAGCUUUCUGAAAGACGAAAUGGAAAAGUCCCGAGAGCAUGAGUUGAAGUUAUUUCAACUCAUGCUUGGUCAUAGAGCCAAUUCAGGCUUGCCUCCAUCAUCCAGUAUGGUGCCUCCAUCCUCCAAUAUGGAAACAGGGUUUUACCAAUCAUGGAAUCAGGGCUUUCCCUGUCAUGAAGCAGGGUUUUACCCAUCAUUGCAGGGUUCUCAAGGGCCACAACAAACCACCCAGGAAAGCAUGUCUGAAGGUUCUUAUGGGAACCCUUUCCUUUAUGGCAAUGGAAAAUACCAGACAUUGUAG
Messenger RNA from Pocillopora meandrina, 1718 nucleotides. Lineage: Eukaryota; Metazoa; Cnidaria; Anthozoa; Scleractinia; Pocilloporidae. The record is from the annotation of a GenBank genome assembly.